CCUAAUGGAAAGAAUCCGUAUUUGUCGCGGCGCCUCAACAUGCUCUCAGCUUUCACGGCUCGACCCAUCAUCGAGCUCAAGCAGCGCGACAAGUCCAAGAUCGAGUCCAUCCUCGCCUACGGCGAUAGAGUGCUUGUAGGCUUGAACACCGGUUCCCUACGCAUAUACCGCGUCAACGAGUUCACCGAAGACGACGAGCCCGUGCAGAAUGGCGACCAGGACGGCGAUCAGCCCGAACCGACAACCCCCAAGGUCAAGCCGGCGGAUCUCCUUCGCGAGGAGGAGAAGUUCUCGCGUCGACCAAUACAGCAACUAGCGAUCAUUAAGGAAGCCAAUAUCCUCGUGUCGCUCUCGGACAAUCAUGUCUCGAUCCACGAUCUGCAGACGUAUGCGCUGCAGGAGAAGUUGGAGAAGACAAGAGGCGCUGCAACGUUCGCCGCUGCAAGCAAUAUCGUGAAGGAUCCGAGUACGGGCAUACCAUCUAUAGUGAGCAGGCUGGCUGUUGCCGUGAAGAGGAAGAUUAUACUGUGGACAUGGCAGGACAUGGAGCUGAGCGGAGAUGCCACCGAAAUCACACUAGUCGCGUCGGUUAAGAGCCUGACAUGGGCAACGGGGACAAAGAUCGUUGCUGGUAUGGACCCCGGCUUCGUCAUAGUCGAUGUCGAGAGCCAGAACGUCCAGGAUAUUGUAAAGCCCGGCGCGUUGGGCGAAGCUGGGGGCCAGGGUGGCACACGGUUCGGCGCAGUCUCGUCCUCGGGCAUGGGAUACAUGGGAAUGGGCAGCUGGGUGCCGAAACCAUUGGCGACACGACUGGGCGAGGGCGAAAUGCUGCUGGCGAAGGACGUCAACAGCUUGUUCAUCGACACGGACGGGAAUGCGCUCGAUAAGCGACAGGUUCCGUGGCCAUCUGCUCCGGAGACUCUCGCAUAUUCCUAUCCAUACAUGCUCUCUCUGCAACCACCAUCGAAGGGAGGCCUUGAAGUCAGGAAUCCAGACACGCUCAGCCUCUUGCAGACGAUCGCGCUUCCAAACGCAAAUUUUGUCCAUGUUCCACAACCCAACAUCAGCCUUGCCCAUGCAGGCAAGGGAUUCUUGGUUGCAAGCGACCGGUGCAUUUGGCGAAUGGGAGCGCAGAACUACGAGUCGCAGACCGACGAGCUGGUUCUGAAUGGGCGGUAUGACGAGGCGCUCAGCCUUCUCAAUAUGUUAGAGGACACUCUUCUCCACGACAAGGAAGGCAGGAUGCGAGAAAUCAAGAUGCUCAAAGCCCAAGCGCUCUUUGACCUCCGCAAGUUUCGCGACGCAAUGGACUUGUUCACGGAUGCCAAAGCUCCGCCGGAGCGCGUCAUCGCUCUCUAUCCCAAGUCGAUUGCGGGGAGUUUCUUGUCAACGGAGAGCGUGAAGGACGGAGAGAGUGUUGCAGAUGAGGCAGAAGCAAACGGGGACAAGAGCGCUGCAGACAGCAAAGAAGUCCCCUCAACACCAGCCUCGACUAUUGGCCGGUCGGUGAUGGGUCGGUUCGUGGGACACAGGAAGGCUGAGUCUGACGCUGCAUCAGUAAGGUCCGCGCCCAAGGACGAUGCGACCGAUACUGCAAGCAUCAAGGGGAAAACCUCGGAAACUAUCUUGCCGGAUAGGAACCUUGAGGGCAAGGAGCUCAAGAUCGCCGUACAUGCACUCCAGUCCUUCUUAGCACAAUGCCGCGUUCAAAUCAAACGAUAUAUCGACACCGACGGCAUACUCAAGGAGCCUUUGCCCCAGCCGAGUGCAAGUCAGGCGGAUGAGUACAAGCCUCCGUUCCACUACUUCAUACAAACAACUGCGCCACCUGGGAAGGUCGACUGGGCUGCUGAGCUUCUCAAGGUCGCACAGCUGGUGGACACCACUCUCUUCCGAGCAUAUAUGCUUGCUAGCCCAAGUCUCGCAGGCCCACUCUUCCGACUGCCAAAUUUCUGUGAACCGGAUGUGGUUAAUGAGAAGCUGUACGAAACCGGGCGUUAUGCGGAUCUGAUAGACUUUUUGCAUGGGAAGAAGCUACACCGCCAUGCACUUGAGCUGCUGGAGAAGUUUGGCAAAAAUGAGGCUGAUGAGGAAGUCGCACCAGCGCUCCAGGGACCACAGCGUACGGUCGGUUACUUGCAGCAACUUCCGCCUGAGAUGAUCGACCUGAUACUUGAGUUCGCCGAAUGGCCAUUGCGAACCGAUCCAGCACUAGGGAUGGAAGUCUUCCUCGCAGACACUGAGAACGCCGAGACGCUUCCCCGAAAUCGGGUAGUAGAUUUCCUUCAGCAAAUCGAUCACAAGCUCGCCGUCCAGUACCUCGAGCACAUCGUCGAAGAGCUCAACGACCUGACUCCGGACUUCCACCAACAACUUGUGGAUCUUUUCCUUGAGCGGCUCAGGAGUGGUGAUUUUGAGAACGAAGAACAGAAGGAACAGUGGAGGCAGCGCCUACAGGCGUUCCUGAAGACGAGCGCGGAGUAUAACAAGUACCGCGUGUUGAAGCAACUGCCUCCUGAUGACCCUGAUUACUAUGAGUCGCGAGCGAUUGUGCUGAGCAAGAUGGGCCAGCACAAGCAGGCACUGCGGAUCUAUGUGUUUCAGUUGAAGGACUAUGAGAAAGCUGAGGAAUAUUGCAACCAAACGUAUCUUGCCGCACCUCAGCCGCAGUCUCCUACCAGAGCCUUCCAGCCGUCUUCAACAGGCCCGACUCUGGCGAGCUAUGAUGACGCCGAACCUUCGAUAUAUCACACCCUCCUCUCACUCUACCUCACACCUCCACCUCCACACCAACCGAAUUGGCCGCCGGCUCUCGAGCUCUUGAGCAAGCACGGUGCACGUCUCCCUGCAAACGUGACAUUGGAUCUCGUUCCUGCUACCCUCCCUGUCAAAGAACUCGAAUCAUACUUUCGCGGACGGAUACGCAACGCAAACUCCGUUAUGAACGAAGAGCGCAUCGUCGCUCGACUCCGCGGCGUGGAAAAGGUAGAGAUUGAGGCUGCGGUACUGCUCGGUGAGGGCAAGGUCGAUGCGCACGGCAGGAGGAUACCGGGCGGAUUGAACAGGAGGGUCGUCAUUGAUGAGGAUCGGCAUUGUGCGGUUUGUCAUAAGAGGUUCGGCGGUAGUGCGAUUCGCGUGUAUCCGGAUAAUAGUGUGGUGCACUCGGGAUGCUUAAGGGGCAGCAUUGGGAAGAAGAAUAAUGCCACUUCUUGGAGGUAGGUUGUGUAUAGGACUUGUUGCGUAGCUGGGCGGUAUGUCGAGUAUAGAGUGCGUUUGAUACCCGGUGUAGAAUGCAAUCCGUCUAU
Molecule: messenger RNA, 3305 nt
Organism: Trematosphaeria pertusa
Lineage: Eukaryota; Fungi; Ascomycota; Dothideomycetes; Pleosporales; Trematosphaeriaceae
Exons: 3
Coding region: 40-3219 (1059 amino acids)
Biological process (GO): intracellular protein transport; autophagy; vesicle-mediated transport
Cellular component (GO): cytoplasm; fungal-type vacuole membrane
Molecular function (GO): protein binding
Source: RefSeq, a predicted model, not a curated record